CACUGACUGGCGGCACUGUUAGGCGGCACUGACUGGCACUGAUAGGCGGCACUGACUGGCACUGAUAGGCGGCACUGACUGGCACUGAUGGGUGACAUUGAUAGGCAGCUCAGAUGGGCACUGAUAUGUGGCAUUGAUGUGCACUGGUAUGUGGCAUUGAUGUGGCACUGGCACGUGGCACUGAUGAGCACUGACAGGUGGCACUCCUGGGGCCACACUGAUCAUCACUGAUUGGACACUGCUGAUCACACGGUGAAGGGCUGC
Staurois parvus is the source of this 264-nucleotide messenger RNA. The record is from the annotation of a GenBank genome assembly. Lineage: Eukaryota; Metazoa; Chordata; Amphibia; Anura; Ranidae.